This is a messenger RNA of Cydia fagiglandana, 1949 nucleotides long. RefSeq names its product retinol dehydrogenase 14. The coding region runs from base 39 to 1151 and encodes 370 amino acids. The record is from RefSeq and is a predicted model, not a curated record. NCBI's taxonomy places the organism in Eukaryota, Metazoa, Arthropoda, Insecta, Lepidoptera, Tortricidae. The transcript is spliced from 4 exons.
GUUUUAAAUAGUCAUUUAAAUAAGUGAAAGUGCUGACAAUGUGUGGAGGUUGUGCGGAACCUUUUUUAUAUUUAUUUGGAUUUAAACAAUUCUCCAUAUAUGUUUUUCUGAACAUGAUCGUGGCAGAAGCCUGGAGGUCCAGCUAUCUCUUCUGGGUGUUCCCGCUCCUGAUCGUACUGUUCAUCCUCGCUGUGCUCGGCGUCUUCACCGUCCUCCUCGGAAUCAGGUUAUACGCGCAAUACACCUGCGGCCGCUACCGUGGUAAAGCCAGGAUGGACGGCAAGACAGUGAUCGUGACCGGCUGUACCAGCGGUAUAGGCCGGGAGACAGCCAAGGAGUUGGCCAAGCGGGGCGCUACGGUCAUCAUGGCUUGUAGGAAUGUUGAGGCGGCGGAGAAGAUUAAAGAGAAAAUCCUCGACGCCACAAAGAACACCAAAGUCGAGGUGAAGAAGCUGGACCUCAGUUCCUUCUCUUCCAUCCGCGCCUUCGCCGAAGACAUCAACAAAAACGUUCAAAAACUGGACGUGCUCAUCCACAAUGCCGGCUACGCUGAAACCUUCAAGAGAAACAAGUCUCAGGAUGACAUUGAACUAACAAUGGCUACGAAUCAUUACGGUCCUUUCUUGCUAACACAUCUUCUCAUUGAUUUAUUGAAGAAAAGCGCGCCAUCACGAAUUAUCGUCGUAGCUUCCUCCCUUUAUCGCCUAGCUACGUUUAAUCUUGAAAACCCUAACCCAACAUCAACUUUACCAGGCUAUUUGUACUACGCGUCAAAGGAAGCAAAUAUCCUCUUCACCAAAGAGCUGGCAAGGCGUUUAGAAGGUACCGGAGUUACAGCCAACUGUCUUCAUCCAGGCAUGAUUGACAGCGGAAUUUGGAGGUCUGUCCCCGCGCCUUUAAGCUGGGGUCUUUGGGCUAUCAACAAAUGCUUCUUCAAGACUCCAUUCCAGGGUUGUCAGACAUCAGUUAUGCUAGCUGUAGAUGAACAGCUUGAGAAGGUUACUGGAAAGUAUUAUUCUGAUUGUGCAGAGAGCGCGUUGUCGGAAUCCGUUUCUGAUCCGCAAAGGGCGAGAAAGCUUUGGGAAGUGUCGGAGAAGAUGGUGAAACUUGAGGAGAAUGAUCCGAGGAUUGAAGCAGGAGUACCGCAAUAAGAUAUUGAAAUGGCAUGAAAAUGAAACAGCAGACAUAUUUUACAUUUGAAACUAGCGUUGGGGAUUUUGACAUCGAUUUAUCUCCUUGGAAUGAGCAACAGCAAAGCACUUUUGUUUUUUUUUUAUUAAGUGAUUCAUCAGACAAAGCCUUUUGAUUUGUGUUUUAUUAUGUAGGUAAUUUGAUCAGGUAGGUCUCCAACGUAAUUCGCUUGUCGUAUCAUGGCGACCCUGAGACCCCUGUCUACCUUCAAAAGAUAAACAAAAGUGCCAGUUUUCUCGCAUUACUGUCGUUAUUAAACCUUUUAAAAUGCGAUAUGCGAUGCUUAAGCUCGAAUUUAAUCUUUUGUAUUACUUUUAUUUGAUGUUCAAACUAGGAGUGGAAGGCUCAAAUAGAUUUACGUGUAGGUAAUAUAAUAUUUGACUCGUCCCACGGGUAAAGGUACCUUAUGGCGGUUGGCGCUUACGCUAUUAUUAACGUCGCUCCAAUAUUAUUGCGGCGCUGUGUGACGUAAGCGUCAGCCGCCAUAAGGUACCUUUUUCCGUGGAACGUCACAUUUAUAUAAUAACUCUUCGACGAGUAAAAUUAGCCUGUUGACUUAAAAAGUAUAAUAUACCUACAGAAAUUCCAUUAUAUGUUUCAUAUUCUAAGCAUUAAGUUUUCAAUAUUUGAUAAGCACUAUUUUCAUGUAAAAUUAGGUACAAUUAUGCUAAGCUUGUAAUGAUAAGAUAUUAACUUAUUUUUGGAAUAUUACAUUUACAUUAAGGUGUUUUAUUUUUGCAUUAAACGUUUUUAUAAAA